Coregonus clupeaformis (lake whitefish) is the source of this 1175-nucleotide messenger RNA. Its product is annotated as transmembrane protein 230. The record is from RefSeq and is a predicted model, not a curated record. Gene Ontology annotation, biological process: synaptic vesicle transport. The transcript is spliced from 3 exons. Lineage: Eukaryota; Metazoa; Chordata; Actinopteri; Salmoniformes; Salmonidae. Bases 464 to 823 code for a protein of 119 amino acids. Gene Ontology annotation, cellular component: endomembrane system; synaptic vesicle.
UGAAUAUGUCUAAUAUAAACUUUCAUUUUGCUCUGUUUUGCUUCCGUUUGGUUCUUAAACGGUAAACGGUUUUCGUAAUGAAUACACCCCUCUUAUCUGGAGAAAAGAAACGCGCAUUGCGCAGGCAUUGUACAGACGAAACACGGAAGAAGUCACUUCAGCAUGAGUAGCAAGGACUACGCCUACAGACCAUCGUUUUGAUUUCGGCAGAAUUAGGAUACCUCUAUUUUGAACUUCUUAUCUGAAAAGGCGGUACCCUUCUUUCUAUUCACACUUGGUUGCAACGUAGGCUACAGUAGGCUAAUUAUAGUGAGUCGAGAGGAGCUGACAGCCUGAUUACCACAUUCGUCGCAACAUUGUAGCUGACUAGGCGAGUGCCAUCAGUGUAGCUAGCAAUGUAACAGAACAAUGCAACAUUUUUAAGCAAGACUGAUACUUUUGUUUCCCGUAAUUUAAAGUAAAGAUGACAGCUCGCAGCAGUGUAACACAUGGAAUACCUAACACUAAGGUCAGGUACUCCAAAUUAGCCAGUGAUGAUGACGGCUACAUUGACCUGCAGUUCAAAAAGAGCCCACCAAAGGUCCCAUACAAAGCCAUUGCACUGGCCACCGUCCUCUUCUUGAUUGGCUCGCUGUUAAUCUCCAUUGGAGCCCUCCUAUUGGCAGGGUACUUUGAAGUCACACAUGCUGACCGGACUGUGCCUGUUCUCAUCAUUGGAAUCCUGGUUUUCCUUCCUGGAUUCUAUCACCUGAGGAUAGCUUACUAUGCAUCGAAAGGCUACCGUGGUUACUCCUAUGAUGAUAUCCCAGACUUUGAUGACUGAGCCACUCCUAACUGAGGCAACUCAUAUGUUAUUUUCAUAUAGCAUUGUUGAAUACAGUAAACAGAUUGGGAUUGAGGUUAGUCCUAAAACAGUCCUUUGAUGUUUAUGUUCAUCAUAGAAUGUCUGUUGUCUUUUUGUUUUUUGACUGAAUUACCACCAUAGUUCAUUAUGAUUGAUUGCUAUAUUUAGUUUAGAUAUGUUCGUGUUAUUGUUUCUAACAAAGAACAUAUGUUUUUUUAGUUGACGGAUCAAUUGGAAAUGUGAUUCUAGGAUGCUUUUUUCCCCCUCAACAUAUAAAAGAGAAGGACAUAAUUUCUGUGUCAAUAAAAUACUUAGCUGUGCUGUGAGGGAG